Bemisia tabaci is the source of this 4473-nucleotide messenger RNA. Its product is annotated as E3 ubiquitin-protein ligase RNF185. Gene Ontology annotation, cellular component: endoplasmic reticulum. Gene Ontology annotation, molecular function: ubiquitin protein ligase activity; metal ion binding. Gene Ontology annotation, biological process: ubiquitin-dependent protein catabolic process. Lineage: Eukaryota; Metazoa; Arthropoda; Insecta; Hemiptera; Aleyrodidae. The record is from RefSeq and is a predicted model, not a curated record.
AAUUUCAGAACAUUACGUUUCAGUUUCUAACCUCAAGGAUGUCUGUCAAAAUCCAAUCGCCCUCAUUCUUUAACUUUGCUCGGGGCAGAAAUGAAGAAUAUCGUUUAUUAAUUUUCACCAAGUCUUCCUAAUGUUUCUUCCGCAAUCUUUUACUAAACUGACUUUUUUCAAUAAUGUCAGGAACCCCCAAGAUACUACUUCAUCUGUGGCAUUGAGGGUGGGACUGAACUUGGUUGUUUUCUCCCUUUGAAUAUUCUUGCUGUUAAAUUUAGUAGCUGUAAAAAAUGACAGCCACUAGCACAGGUUCUGCUAGCGAUACAGCUGGCUCUUCCCCAAAAGAUUACAAGGAGGAGGAGGAAGAAAAAGAAAAGGAUGAAAAAUUAUUUGAGUGUAAUAUUUGUCUAGAUACUCCUAAAGAUGCAGUCGUCAGCAUGUGUGGACAUUUAUUUUGCUGGCCUUGCUUACAUCAGUGGUUGGAAACUAGGCCAACCAGACAACUUUGUCCUGUGUGUAAAGCUGCCAUUAGCAAAGAGAAAGUCAUUCCAUUGUACGGGAGAGGUAGCGGAAAGCAAGAAGACCCUAGAAAUAAGGUCCCUCCUCGACCACCCAGUCAGAGAGCUGAACCUGAACCUAUGGGGGGCUUUCCGGGGUUUGGUUUCGGAGAAGGUGGAUUUCAUUUGUCAUUUGGGAUUGGUGCAUUUCCUUUUGGGUUCUUCACAUCAUCGUUCAACUUCGGUGACCAGAGACCUGCGGCAACUGUUCGAGGAAUGCCGCAGUACGAAGAAGAUCAAUCUCUAUCUCGAGUAUUCAUAUGGGUCGCUGUUGUUUUCAUGUGUUGGCUCAUCUUUGCGUGAAAAUUCUAAGGAUACCGUGAACUCUGAUGACUUGGUUUUUUUGUUUUUAAAUCUAUCAGUUCUGUCGCAUUUCCCGAGAAUACUGUAUCAUAUGUGUAUGUAUGUAUAUAUUAAAUUUGUUCUCGUUAUUAUUUGUCACAGCGAAGUUGGCCCAGGCUACAACCUCUGACAGGGCUGCAAGACACUGUCUGUUUCUUCCUGCAAAUAUUUAAGCAAAAGCAUGGCCAGUUCUUUAAUGAAAAUCUAAUCGUUUGAGCCAGUAGUAUAUUGAUAUUGCUUAGAGACCGGAGAUCAUUCAGUACAAAAGGUUAUUGUAGGAUGUGCCGGUUUAUCAAUCAAAUAUGCUGUCAUCUUCUUCUUGAUAAUUCCCUGUCAUUGUGUCUUUGCUUUCUGCAAGUUCAGUUCUUUCACCGUUAAACCAUCAAUUUUGAUGCGUCACAUCAGUUAUUAUGGUAGAUCUAUUGCUGAGAUGAAUCAAGAUUGUGAUUUUUUAAAAUCUCACGGUAAUACAAGGGCAGUGUUCUGCUUUCCUUGAUAAAUUUUAGGAGCCACCUUGGUCAAGAAGCCCAAUUUUUAUGAGCCAUUUAACAUUUUUUAGGAGCAAAAUUGACUUUGCAUCUGCAUCAUGGUGCAUGAAAUUCCGAGUUUGAUAAAAUAAAUGUCAACCUCUUUAGAAACCAUGAUGGCCCAGCUCACCCAUUUUUAAACACAUUUAGAGAAUGGCACCUGCGACAGGCAGAGAAACGGUACCAUGGUUGCUUUCAACUCUCACAAUCAUUUAAAAGUGGGUCCAAUACAUUUAAAAGCAUAAUUCUGUUGUCACAGAUGAAUUUCAAAGCUUCAAGUAAGGCGAUAAAAAAAUAGAUUUCCUGAAUAGUUCAAUUUACUUUUAAAUGAUAAGCAGAAAUAAAUGAAAAAAAACUCAAUUUUGCAAAUUGGACACUAUAAAACCAAUCCUGAAACGUUUCGACUUAAUAACUUUAUGUUUGGUUCGUUAGAAAUUUUAUCAGUUCACAGUUUUCAUUUUUUAUCGGCUCUCUUUGUCGAAGCUUUUUUCUUUCAUCAUUUAUCAGCCUACAAUUUUUUCUUCGUUACUUUCUAUUAGUUUUACUUUUUAUCAUUUUCUUGUUUGGUUCCUGCAAACAUAGUCUCCGUUUAUUUUUGAGGGCCUUUCAUUUUGCAUUCUUUGAGGAGCUUUUAUCAAAACUAGGCAGUUCGUGUGUGUCUUUUUAUGGUUUGGCUCUGUUUUCUGUAUCAAAAAUCGAAAGCAUACAAAUAUUUAAGGAACAUGUGUUGAGUAUCUCAAUCUUUGUUUAUCUUGGCCUCAGAUUUCCAUCAAUUCAACCACUUCUCAUCACAAAUUAUCUAAAAAAAUGUUUUCUGUGCGUUAUUCCUAGCCCUUGCCAACCAAAUGGCAGCGGACCACUAUUAGCAGUAAGCUUGUUUCUAAUAAGUUUCAAAAGAAUUAAAUGUCUUGUUGUCAACAAAUACUACUAAUUUUAAUGUUUGCCUUUAAAUUUCCUGAGAAGGUAGACAAUUAUAUAUAAGCUCAACCGUUUUAUUUAUUAGAUUUUUUAUUUGCCAAUGCUAGCAUAUCAAAACUAUUUAAUAAUUCUCAUCUGACUAAUAGUUAAUUUUGGUUAGUAUCUUAAAAAAGUAACAUUUUGACAGUGGGUUUGCCCUGGUCUAGCUCUUAAUUUAAUGAUUUUUAUAGUAACAGAAGCAUCUUUUUUUUCAAACUCUUAAACUAUGUCUCAGCAAGGGAAAGCUGCAUUUAGUCAACUGUUCCGAGGGCUGAAUAGAUCCUCUUAAGUUUUGGUACGUUAAUCUCACUCAAUGCGCCUCAGGUACGAAAGUAAAAAAGCAGCAGCUCUUAGUAGAAAUUACUGCCUAGUUGAAAGUCUUUUGAAAAGCCUUUUUUUCUCUUCGACUUGCUUUGCUUUCCUUAGGAUACGCCCAUCAAAGGAGUAAUUUGCCGUCCUAUUGUCUAUACCCUACACUUUAAGUACCAUAUCAUUCAUUUAAUUCUUAUACCUUUCCUAAAAAGUAUUCUUGAUUGUCAUCGUUCUCAUGAACUUUAGAAGCCUGAAAGUUUAGCAUGAUCGUAAGUGAAGUGGUUCUAGCCAUAAAGGAACAUACUGGAGCUCUCGCAUGCAUCAGGGAUUAGCGAUUUAACCCUACGUACGUUUUCUUAUGUAAAAUUUGCAAGAAAACGAUGUUGCUGGUUUUCACUGAAACAAACUCCCAAGCUCACAAGAGCUCUUAAAGUUGAGGCUGUAAUUGAGGGGACUCCCCUCACUAUGUUAAGACUCUACUUCCAUUUUCAGUCAAAUUCUCCAAGGAGCAAAUACUUUAGCAGGGUCUUUGUUUGGCAACUCCAAGGCUGGAACCGUAGCAACUCUGCUAAUGUAUUAUCUCCAUAUCUAUGCAUGGAAAGUUGGACAAAAUAAAGAUGUGGACUCUCAGAGGAGCAUUAGGAAUCCCCUCCAUUACAGUCUUAACCUCAAGAUUUUUCCCUGAGCUUGAGUGUUUGUUUCAGAGGAAAUCAGUGGCACCAUUGUGUUUCUCACAGAAUUUGACCUAAGUAAAGGUCGCAUUCAUCGCUAAUCCCUGACGCAUGCAAGAGCUCCAUUGCAUUGUAACAUGCUAGAGUUUCACUGAACAAUUCGUUUUUUUUUACUGUAGAACGAUAGAUCUUUUUUAAAUUUUCCUUGACUUUCUUUGCUGGUCUUACAAAAGUUCCUUGUAAUUUUCAAUGUGUAAUUCGUAUUUCUCAAUGAAUAGAAAAAUAAGUCAUCAGGUGAAACUUUGCAUUAUUACAGUGCAAUUUUUGCUUCUACGGCUCUAACCACUGUAAAUAUGAGCCUUCACGUUUGUAAAAGGAACUCGUCUAUUUCCAGAUGAGUCUCAAAAUUCCUGUAUCCUUUUGUAUUUAAUGAUUCGUCUAAAUUCAGAAAUCUUCUCCUUUGAGAAACUUACGUACAUGGUGGUGAUACCGCAAUUUUCGUCUACAAAUACAAGUUCCUUCUGCCCUCCUUCUCAUGACUCUUUCCCUAAUCUGCCAUGCUAAGGAAAAACGCUGUAUGAACCCACACGCGUUGCAAAAUUUCCUUUCAUAAAACGCGAAUUUCCUGGUAAAAUGAAUAUUUUCCUCCCAAUUUUUCAGACAAUUUAGUUCACAAUUUUACCUAAAGAUUCUGAAAAUUCAAAGGAAAAACAUUCAUGACUUUCGUCAAAAAUGAACAUUUCAUUGAAAGGAAUUUGGCAACUGUCGAAUGUUCAUACAGCGUUCUUCCUUGGCACGGUAGGAAUGCACCGAGCAGGUUUGAAUUUGCCGACCUGAGUUUGUCUCUCAACAAUGCUGUUUUGUAAUUGUGGCCUGGGUUACAGUGACUAUGUCCAUAUACUUUAAACGUUUAUAAUAAGGUGUAUAAGGUUAGAAUUGUGCAUUAAUACUGAUCGUUUUCUAUUUUUACUUUGUUAUAUCAUUAUGAUUAUUGUUUUAGCAUUUUAUAUCUUGUGUAUUUAGGUUUUAUUCGUAUGAGAAAACUGAAUGCCUUGUUGAAAACUUGUAACUUAAUCACCGACUGAUAAAUAUACAAUAUCCGUCAGAAGUUUA